UACAAAAGACGCACGGCUCAUCCGCUCGCCUCCCAAUUGACGUCAGUCCGGCGUCACGUGACGGGGCAGGGUCCAAUGAGCGCAGAGUGCUGUCUCCUGUUCACACUGAGACGGUCAGCAGGAAAAGCGGAGAAUAAAAGCGAUCGGAGAGGCAGAAAUGGCCUACAACACCCUCUGAGGACCCCGGAGACGCCGGAACCAAGUGUUUUUCUGCCGAUUCGACCCGAGGAUUUACCGAGUCCGGCUCCGAGGUGUACCCACUGGUUCAGGCCAUGGCCCUCACACUCUGAGAACGGCGCUGUGUCCGUGGAGUGGGGGGAGUACGCGCACCGUGAAGACUGUUCACGGAGAGGAAAAUGGUGGAUUAUUGUCAGUGAGUGAUUAAACGGUUGAAACAUCUGGAUCUGCUGACGUCCUGUUCGUGUGUUGGUAGGUAAGCUCCCUCACCCCUUCCCUUCCCUCCGCCUCAUCCCAACGACCUUCUGAUUUAUUUUAAAGCAAACAAACAAACAAAAAACCCUCCACGACCCUCCGUCAAAACUCCACUGGGAACAAUAAAUACUGGGAUUACUGGGGGAGAAAAUGGAUUACAACAGCGGCGGCGGGGGACCCAACGAGCUGCACAACAACCAGUUCUACCAGUGCGAGGAGAGCAAGCCCUUACUGGGGGAGAUGUCCGAGGGCAACAACAACACGAAGCUGGGCGCAGGGCCGUGCAGGAGGUCCCUGCACCACUGCAGCAGCAGCGGGAUGCGCUACAAGCUGCUGCACGAAGGGGACAUCCAGGUGUGCGUGGUCAAACACCCACGCACCUUCCUCAGCAAGCUGCUCACCUCCAAGUACCUGCGGAGGUGGGAGCCGCACCACUUGACCCUGACGGACAGCGGCCUCAGCUCGGCGACGCCCACCGGUUACAUGGAGACGACUUUGUCCUACAGCUCCAUAGAGGACCUGCAGCUCCUCUCCUGGGACAAUGCUCCCAAGUACUGCAUCCAGCUCAGCAUCCCUGGAGGCACCAUCCUGCUGCAGGCUGCCAACAGCUACCUGAGGGACCAGUGGUUUCACUCCCUGCAGUGGAAGAAAAAGAUCUACAAAUACCGUAAAGUCCUGAACAACCCGAGCCGCUGGGACGUGGUGCUGAAGGAGAUCCGAGCGCUGGUGGACAUGGCUCUGACCUCCCCGCUGCAGGACGAAUCCAUCCACCAGGCCCCGCUGCACAUCAUCUCCACCCUGCUGGCAGAGAACUCGAACCUGAGCGCUCAGGAUCACGAGAACAUCAUCGUGGCGAUUGCUCCGCUUUUGGAAAACAACCACCCGCCGCCCGACCUGUGCGAGUUUUUCUGUAAGCACUGUCGGGAGCGGCCGCGCUCCAUGGUUGUGAUCGAAGUUUUCACGCCUGUAGUCCAGAGAAUCCUCAAACACAACAUGGACUUUGGGAAGUGCCCUCGGCUUCGUCUCUUCACUCAGGAGUACAUUCUGGCUCUGAACGAGCUGAACGGCGGGAUGGAGGUGGUUAAGAAGUUUAUCCACAGCAUGCACGGUCCGACGGGGCAGUGCCCUCACCCCCGUGUGCUGCCCAACCUGGUGGCCGUCUGCCUGGCGGCCAUUUACUCCUGCUAUGAAGAGUUCAUCAACAGCAGAGACAACUCUCCCAGCCUGAAGGAGAUCAGGAACGGCUGCCAGCAGCAAAACGACCGCAAGCCGCCGAUGCCGCUCCGGCUGCUGCGACCAGAACCGCCGACGCCGCCUCCCUCCACCAUCCUGCCUCUCUCCAGCGCCCCCCAGCCGUCUCCACCCGCUAACCUGGCGGCUCCGUCCAUCCCCAUCUCCUCCCCGACGCCCUGCCUGCCGCUCUCCCCUCCGCCCUCCAUCGUCAACUCCAGCGAGAUCCUGGUGGAGCUGGAGCGGAACAACAACACGGCCAACGCCAAGCGGAAGGGCGGUCCUGCAGGGGGCGACAGCGAGCCCAACCUCAUCGACUGUCUGCUGGUCAGCCCGGCUGUGAACACGCUGUCCAUCCAGCUGCCGGCGCAGGCCGACCGAGUGCUGGGCUGCUUCGCCCUCAUCCUCAAGAUGCUGUCGGACUACGAUGACUGGAGACCGGCUCUGGCCAGUCUGCUGCAGCCCAUCCCGUUCCCGAAAGAAGCUCUGGCUCACUCCAAAUUCACAAAGGAGCUGAAAUACGUCAUCCAGAGGUUUGCAGAGGAUCCCAGGCAGGAGGUUCACUCCUGCCUGCUCAGCGUGCGCUCGGGCAAAGAUGGCUGGUUCCAGCUCUACAGCCCAGGGGGCGUGGCCUGUGAUGACGACGGCGAGCUGUUUGCUAGCAUGGUCCACAUCUUGAUGGGUUCCUGCUACAAAACAAAAAAGUUCCUCCUCUCUCUGGCGGAGAACAAGUUGGGUCCCUGCAUGCUGCUGGCCCUGCGAGGGAACCAGACCAUGGUCGAGAUUUUGUGUCUGAUGCUGGAGUACAACAUCAUCGAGAACAAAGACACACAGCUGCAGAUCAUCUCCACUCUGCAGAGCACGCAGGUGGGCUUUCGGAUGUACGAGCAGCUCUGCGACCGUCAGCGGGAGCUGAAGGAGCUGCAAAGAAAAGGAGGUCCCACCCGGCUGACUCUGCCCUCCAAGUCCACGGAUGCAGAUCUGGCCCGCCUGCUGAGUUCAGGCUCCUUCGGGAACUUGGAGAACUUGAGCCUGGCCUUCACCAACGUCACCAGUGCCUGUGCGGAGCAGCUCAUCAAGCUGCCGUCACUCAAACAGCUCAACCUCUGGUCCACUCAGUUCGGGGACGCAGGACUCAGGUUGUUAUCCGAGCAUCUGGCCUGCCUUCAGGUCCUGAACCUGUGUGAGACGCCGGUCACCGACGCCGGCCUGCUGGCUCUGAGCUCCAUGAAGAGCCUGUGCAGCCUGAACAUGAACAGCACCAAGCUCACAGCCGACACGUACGAAGACCUCAAGGCCAAACUGCCAAACCUGAAGGACGUUGAUGUCCGGUACACGGAGGCCUGGUGAUCCGCCACAGCCUCCUGCCCCAUCCACGAUCACACACACACACACACACACCCCACCAUCAACUGCAUCGACCCGAACCUCAGCGCCUCUCCGCCAGCCAGGUAUGGAGGAGAUUUCUUCAGCUUCAACCACUUCAGGGUGCAGCCGUGAAGGAAAGGUCAACAUUUCUCCGUGGACGUUUCAUCCCUCCUCCCUUCCACCCUUUUUUAAGGAUCUGUUUUAAUCAGACUGCACAGGGGCCACACACAUUUCAUCCGUCCUUGGCCCUAAAUGGUCUCUGAGUUUUGAGGCUCCCUGUGAUGAACGCUGGAGACGUUCAGGUGUUGUGUCCGAAACCGUUUUCCCUCUAAGAUGAGUUCCUCCCACCAGUUCUGACCUGAUGUAGCGUCAAUAACCUCAGGCUGCAUUCAAAUACAAUAUCGUAUUCUAGAUUAAAUACGAGUUUUAAUCUAGAUUAAAUGAACUUAAAAUCAGACAAUCAAAUUUUAAUAUCAUGAAAUACCACUAGACUUAAUCAGCACUUUCUAAAUAUUUAUCAUAUAUUUGUUUUCUUAAUAAUAAUUCAGAAAAGAUGGAGACAGAAAUCAAUUUUUUGUUAAACCCCCAUUACAUUACCAAUAAAACAAAAAGUAUUUUAAACGUUAUUUUCAAGAAGCCGUGACUCAAACUUAUUGAAUAUGGUUAUAUUGGAAAGGGUCAGGUUUAAGUUUUCUGUUUUGUAUCCAGAAGUUUAGAUUAUCAUGUUGAAUUUAAUUUUAUUACAUUUAUCUAAUAAAAUAAUGUAUAACACUGUUGAUAUCUGACCAGAUCUGGAGGGACACUGUCCCCUGUUAGCCCCCAUCUAGAACCACCCAUGGUCCAGAUGGACUUCAGCCCCUGAAUAAUUCUGCUUCUGGAUUUUUUUUGUCCAGGUUAUAAAAAUGCACAAUUUAGAAACUUGUCAUGAAAUUCUGGAUCAAGGUUAUGGGCCAAGCCGUGAAGAAAAGACAGCUUUUCUCCAGAUUAUUACACCACCAUGGGACAUUCAAGUCCACUCCUAAAACAGAUAAAAAAAAAAACAACUAAAUUUGUUUCACAGAAAUUAAAGUUCUUUUUUAUCUAUGAAUAUAAUAAUAAAUGUUAAACUGUUGCACUUUUAGCUUCAGUCGUAUUGAGAUAAAAUCACAGUAGGGCUGAGCAAUAUGGCCAAAAAUAAAAUCUGAUUUUUUAAAUCAGUUCCAGUUUUUGAUAAUAAUAGAUCUGUCUCACUUUUAAAAUAAAAAAAAAAAUAAGAAUAAUAAUAACAGAAAAUAUUUUCUAUCAUCUCUUCUGUGACUUAAUUCAGAGUCACAGAAUUAUUGGAGCUAGGCUAUAAAAAUGUAUUGUUUAAUUUUGAGAAUAUAGUCAUAAUAUCAGCAGAAUAAAGACACAAUUUUACCACAAUAAGUUACAAGAUUACACAAAAAAAGUUGUUUUAAUGAGAAAAAAAUCUUUUGGUUAUCGAAAUCUAAUGUAACCAGUUCAGCAAGUAUUUCCUUGAAACAGACGGUUUUUUGCACAAUCAUUUCAAAUUUUUGCUACUGGAUAAUUUGAUGACGGUCACCAUUCCUCAUUUUAAGUUUUUGUAUAGGAGUUAUAAAAUUACUACUUUCUUCUAACAUUAGGACUUUAUUAUGGCUAUAGUAUGGGUUUAUUCUCAUAUUACUUUGUCUUUAUUAUUAUACAGCUGUGUUCUUGUAAUAUUCUAGCUUUAUUCUCGUAAAUAAUUAAAAAACAAUCUUAGGUUGGCCCUAAGUUCAAAAUCUAAAUAAACUGAAGACUUGUCCAAACACGAUGGCGGCCCUGGGCGUACCAACAUCAAAAUCCAGAUUUUUUCAAAAAUGUAAUCUUCGAAAAACAAAAAAAUCUAUUAAUUGAUUACAUUUUAUCUAGAACCGCGUCUGGUGUAGAUUUAAUGGUGUUGAAUUUGCAUUUACUGGUGGAGAAACUCAUUUUGCAGCGGAAACUUUGCUCUGCACAAUAGCCGUUCGUCUCCGAACCGAUGUAGCUCCCUGAACGGACCGACCGAACUCUAUCGGAGUUUGGGCCUUUCAGUUUUUCCUAAAGAAAACAAACAAACUACUCCUAAUGUUCGUCACAUGGGAAAAAAAACAGAAUUUUUUAUGAUCUUGCACAUAUUUUUCCAGAUUUGGAAAUGGAUGCGUUCGUGUUCCGCUUGUUUUCGGGAGGGAAAACAUGGCGGCUGCUGUUUCUUUUUCUUUUCUUUUUCAUUUGUAUCCGGACGAAAGAGGAAAACCACUAAACCCCGAGUGACGUUAUGUUAAGUCCUCUCGGACAUUUUUUGGCUCUGGAAACAAACUGUUGUUGGACAAUUUUGCCAAAAAAAAAAAAACAACUUCUAUAGCCAACCAACUUCUGUCGACACUGUUCCGACUUUGAAGAGAGAAAACGAUCCGGACGGAUUCAUUCGUGUACAUAUUGGAUCGGAGCAGUUGUUUGCUACAUUCCCUCGGAACCAACGUUUUGAACUUUUUGUUCCCCUCCGGUAUCAAACACACGUCGGACGUCCUCUGUCUGGUUAAUUUAUUGGCGUCAACCUGCCGACCUCUCCCACAGGACAAGACGUUUUGUUUCCUAUUUAUUUAGUGCCAUCGAGGCUGUCUGUAUCGACCCGUAACGGUCCGAAAGGUUCGGUUCCGGUUGUCCUGUACAUACCGGUGUACAUAAUCGUCUUUUUGGAGUCCUUUACCUCCUCUUCAUCCCCUUUUUUCUUCUCUAAGCCUGAUUUCAGCUGCAGGCUUGUGUUGCCUUCAUCUUAACGUUUGUUUGUGGUUGUUUUCCUUGUUUUUUGUUUUAUUUUUUCACACAAAGUGCACUGUAAUCAUAAAAAAAGGAAAUGUUUUAAUGUAUAUUAUUUUAACGGUUUUCAGCUCUCCUGAUAAUUUAAUCACUUUAAUCAGUCUUGUUUUCUGUGUUGUUGUUACUCUAGGUUUUUUUUUUGUUUUUGUUUUUUUUGCACGUAUGCGUUGCUGCAUCAUCUUAUAUUUGUUUUAUAUAUAUAUAUAUAUAUAUAUAUAUAUAUAUAUAUAUAUAUAUAUAUAUAUAUAUAUAUAUUUAUGAGGUUUGUAAAAUCUGAUAAAAGGGGCGGGGAGUUUGAUCACUUAUCUCCCGAAAAUGAACGACUGAAACGGAGGGAUUUGAUCCCUCAAAAGGCCAGUUCAAGGGGGGUUGAUGAAAGCCGAUCUGACCGUAGCUGAGCUUUAUUCGUUUAAUGUGGCCAUUUUUUAUAUAAAACAAUAAUGAUAAUGCACAUAUUUCUCGUUUUUCUUAAAGAAUGUUGUUCAGAUAAUCAUAUCAGAGGUGAGACCCAGUGGUUCCACAUUAGCAGCUCGAAUUUUACUGCGUUAGCUCAUCCUUUAAUACUUUUUAACUUUCAUUGGAGCAGGUAAGAGGGAGGUGAAGAAAAGAAUGUUUAUUUAAUUCUUUAACUUUGCUGAUACAGCCAGGAGCCAGUUAGGUUGAAAGAUUAAAAAAGCGCAACAAAAUUAUCCUUAUACGUAGCUUUAAAUGCAACAUUUCAUGUAAUAUGAAGGUUUAACACAAAGUGGAAAUGCGUUUGGAAUUUUCUGUCUUAAUGUAGAGAACGGUUUAAGCAGAUUUUUAGAAAAAUUUGAUUUAAAAACACGCAAUUCCUGUUAUCCUGGCACUACCACAUUAUGACCAGCAGGGGGUGCUGAUUCCCCAGUAACGAGCUUUUAAAACACAGAGGGGAAUCGGUGGAAAUAAGGAGUCAUAAUCAAUAAAUUAGAAUAUUUAUUCACUCCAGCAACUCCAUAAUUAAGUGAAACACAUUAUAUAGACUAUUUGCACAAAGAUGAACAUUUUCAGGCCUUUAUUUGUGUUAAUUAUGAUGAUUUUUCUGCUUGCAGCUAAUGGAAACACAUUAAAUUCUGUGACAGUGCAUCAAACAAAUACAAAAACAAUUUAAAGACAAAAAUAUGCACUUAAUAUAACAUAUGGUUGAAUGUUAUUUUGGAAAUGUGAUAAGGUCACGUUUCAAUUACUUUAAUGUGAUUUCCCAGCAUAAUAGACAUAUGAAUGCUGCACUUUCUCACCUAACUGGCUCCUGGUUUUGGUUCCCAACAUGCAGGCAUGAGGCGGAUCUCCCAGAACCGUUCCUGUAAACAAGUGGGGCCUUCUGGGCCGCAGCGUGUCGAGGUUUCAGUGGUUGAAUAGAGACUCCUCUCUCCUGUUUCGUCUCUGUAUCCUGUGGAGCUUUGUCCUCAUUUCUUCUGCCAUCUGUUUUGUUAUUUUUAAUUAUUAUUGUAGCCAAUCUGUUAAGAGUUUCAACACACAUCUGUGUCAAAUCUUAUCAGAUUGUGAGGAAGAAAAGCAGCCAGAUGUGGCACAACCUGAAAAAUCAGGCUGGACGUUUUUUGUUUGCAGCUGGAAAAGUGGCGCCCAUCACGUUUCUCUCUUUUUCAGUCGCAUUGAUCCGCUUUUUCUGCUGGGUUAUUAUUACUGUUAUCAAUUAUUAUUAUUAUUGCUGCUGCUGCUGUGUGGCUGUUGUAAUAAAAAUACAAAGGCUCUGACAGGAAAAAUAACUAUGAUGUGAAAUAAUUUCAAUCAAAAAUAAAAUGUCUGUGAAUAUGUUUCAGC
Gambusia affinis (western mosquitofish) is the source of this 7650-nucleotide messenger RNA. Its product is annotated as c-Maf inducing protein. NCBI's taxonomy places the organism in Eukaryota, Metazoa, Chordata, Actinopteri, Cyprinodontiformes, Poeciliidae. Bases 583 to 3012 code for a protein of 809 amino acids. The record is from RefSeq and is a predicted model, not a curated record. Gene Ontology annotation, cellular component: cytosol; nucleoplasm. The transcript is spliced from 21 exons.